AUGAAGAUGCAGAUGCAGACGCACGAAAGACCGCAGACGCAGGCGCAGGCUCAGUAUCAGACUCUAGGGUUUUGGGGCUCAGGCGUGGGCAUUGCGGCGGCAAAGAUUGACGCUGGACCCGAUGUUUGCCCUGUGGCCCGCAUGAGAUUGAGUCACACCAGCCGACAGCCCCAGGUCGAUUAUUGGAAUCUCAUCGGCGCGUCCCUCAGCGAAUGUAUAGAUAUGGAGUAUCUGCAUCAAUUGGCCGAGAAGCGAGAGACAGAUAGGCUAGCUGGCGAUAGGCAACAAUAG
Molecule: messenger RNA, 291 nt
Organism: Colletotrichum truncatum
Lineage: Eukaryota; Fungi; Ascomycota; Sordariomycetes; Glomerellales; Glomerellaceae
Source: RefSeq, a predicted model, not a curated record